AUGUGCCACUUCUUGUCUUCCCUAUCACAGAUUACUUAUAAAGAUGAUGGGAAGCCUUAUUCUCAUCCAGCACAAUACAGGAGCAUUGUUGGAGCUCUGCAGUACCUUACCUCCACAAGGCCAGACAUUGCCUUCUCAGUGAAUCAAGCUUAUCAAUUCAUGCAUAAUCCCAUGGAAUCUCAUGUUGUGGCAGUUAAGAGAAUCUUAAGGUAUUUGAAAGGCACCAUUGAUUUUGGAAUUCAUUUUCAACCUGGUCUUCUUAAUCUACAGGCUUACAGUGAUGCUAAAUGGGUUGGGGAUCCUAAUGAUCGACGAUCUGUCUCGGGGUUUAUAGUUUACUUAGGCUUCAGUCCUAUUUCUUGGGCUUCUAAGAAACAACAUACCGUCUCCCGUUCAUCCACUGAGGCAGAAUAUAGGGCCCUUGCUAUUGCCACUGCUGAGCUUGCCUGA
Messenger RNA from Prunus persica (peach), 450 nucleotides. RefSeq lists its product as uncharacterized. The record is from RefSeq and is a predicted model, not a curated record. NCBI's taxonomy places the organism in Eukaryota, Viridiplantae, Streptophyta, Magnoliopsida, Rosales, Rosaceae. The transcript has a single exon. The coding region runs from base 1 to 450 and encodes 149 amino acids.